AAGAGGGUGCUGUCGUUCCCUCCAUAUCCAGGAGACUACCUCCAUCCUGUUGUUUAUGCAUGCACAGCAGUUAUGUUGCUCUGCCUGCUGAUAUCAAUAUUGACAUACAUUAUACACCACAGUGUAAUCCGAAUCAGCAAGAAAGGAUGGCACAUACUACUGAACGUCCUCUUCCACACUGCCAUGACGUUUGGGGUGUUUGCAGGAGGCAUCAAUCAAAUCAAGUACCCCAUCAUCUGUCAAGUGGUUGGCAUCAUUUUGCACUACUCUUCUCUCUCCACCAUGCUUUGGCUGGUGCUCACUGCCAGGAAUACUUGUAGUGAAGUCUCCAAGGCUCUGCCCCUCAAUCAGGACAGGGAUCCACCCAUACAGCACCACCCCAAAUUCACCAUAUUCAGAUUUUAUCUGUUCAGUAGUGGGAUCCCUAUUGUCAUUGUUGGGGUCACAGCUGGCAUUAGCCUGGAUAACUAUGGGAGCAGAGAUGAUGCCCUUUAUUGUUGGAUGGCAUGGGAGCCCAGUCUGGGAGGCUUCUAUGGACCCACUGUAUUCCUGGUGCUGGUCAUGUGUAUGUAUUUCCUGUGCACAUUUGUGCAGUUGAAGCGCCACCCAGAACGUAAGUAUGAACUGAAGGCCAUGACAGAGGAGCAGCAACGUCUGGCUGCUGCAGAAAUCGGCCACUGCCAUGCUGCUAGUGGAGAACCAGGAGAACAGGGGGACCAUUCAGGUUGCAUGGCCAUCACUGCCUCCAUGCUCGCCAAUGAGCACUCCUUCAAAGCUCAGCUGCGGGCCACUGCUUUCACUGUCUUACUCUUCCUGGCCACAUGGGCCUUCGGGGCAUUGGCUGUGUCACAGGGCCAUUAUCUGGACAUGAUAUUUAGCUGCUUAUAUGGGGCAUUUUCAGUCACACUGGGACUCUUUCUGCUUAUUCAGCACUGUGCUAAACGGGAUGAUGUGUGGCACCGCUGGUGGGCAUGCUGUCCUUCUAAACUGAAAGUGGAUGUGAAUGGAGAGACAGCAGGAAGUAAUGAAAUUAAAAGUCACCUUGAGGCAAAGCAACCUUAUGCAGGUAAACCUUUACUCUCCCCACACCUUCUCUCAUCCUCACCACACUGUAAUCCAAGCUCCCUGCCCACAGCUCAGAUCCCCAUGAGCCCAUGCUGCUCCACUUUGUAUAGCUCUUCUCCAGUGCUAGAAGGCUCCGCUCAUUCUCUAUCUCUCCCUGAUGAGUUACCCCGCCCCUCCCUGCCCCUGCAGAGCUGCCUGAAGGACAGGACUAAGUCACGCUCAUUCAGUCGGCCACGGCCCUCCCUCAGGGACUACACCUUACACAUGGCUUCAACCAGCUUGGAUGGAAGUGUGCACAGCUCUCACCUGGAUAGCCCUCACAGCAUGCACUUAGAAAAUCCCAUCACUUGUCAUACCUCACACUUGGAGAGCCAGCUCUCCUGCCAUACCCCUCAUCUGGACAACCAGCUGCGCUGCACCAGCCCUAGCAUCCACAUGGAAAGCCACAGAACACACCUGGACAGCCAGCUGCCUUGUCACGAGGGACACAUCUGCCACAGACACAUGUGCUGUGCCAAGGCAGAAUCUUUCUCCAGCAUUUGCUGUCCCAAAACAGAUCUUUUUUCUGGUGCUUCCCAGGGAGAAGAUACCAGCACAGAUUCACUGAUACACAGCAGCACCAAAAUGACCGAUAAAGAGGAGGACAUUAUGUUGCACUUGGAUAUCCCUCCUCCACGGGCCACUGUGCCAAGCUCUCAGGCUACUCUCAGCAGGAAGGGCACUCUCAGCCAGAGAGGGACGCUGAGCCACCAUAGCAGCCUGCAUGAGGACUAUAUGUUCAGCCCUGAUUCCACAGGUAACAUUAGGACAGGGCCAUGGAAAAAUGAAACCACUGUGUAGCCCUGCAUAUAUCCUGUUUCUUCCCUGAGCUAAACUACUGCUAAACUACUGUGUAGUCCCAGGGCUGUAAUCCAAAGCACCUCUGAAUAAAACUACUGUGUAGUCCUUCCACUAUGCGUUUCACCUGCACACACCCCAGUGCUUCACUUAACCACUAAAUAGGACUUUGUGGCAUUGAAAAUAUUUUAGGUUUCAUACAAUUUGCUGUUCACCAUCAGUAUACCUGCAUGCACCUUGUUUAUCUUUUUGUGCCACUUAAAAUGGUUCCAACAUACACAAAUGUACAUUUAAUUGUUCUAGAGUGAGGUUUCCUAAUGACUUUAGUGUGAGUGAAUAUGUGUUUGGGUGCAUAUGUUUGUGUGCAUAUCUACAUAUUUGCAUGUGGAAAUAUGCAUUCUAGAGUCAGGAUAUCAGUUAAAAAAAAUUUAAGUGGAGUGGAAAUUUAAGUGGUUGAAUUUAAAUUCAAGUAGAGACUUUUUCAGUGGAAAUCACCCUGUACUAGGAGGUUAUGUGUGUGAUUAAAUAAAAUUAACUGGGAAAUUACGGAGUAACUACAAAGUAAAUCAAGUCAAAAUCAUGAUUCAGGUCAUGUUGAUUUGCCAAAAUAUAUGAAAAAUAUCACGCAACCUGGAGUGAACCUGACUAUUCUUGAUGAUGGAGUAAACCUGACAGUUAUUGCUGUUGGAGAUGUUAAUGUAGCAACAACAAUCAACAUUAAAAGGAAAAUAAACAAAUAGUCUUCAGUCUGUUGCCAUGGUGACAGAUAAAGAAGAGAUGUACCAACCAGCAUGAGUUCUUAUACAAUACACAUUGUUUUUUCUCCAAAUCACCCCAAAUCAUUAACCUUUGCGUGACUAUAUGUUACACAUUGAUCUGCUAUUUUAUGUUGCACUGAAUUUGUCAUGCAAUUUUAGUGAAAUAGUGUGUGAAUGGUGGACACAUUAGUUGUUAACAAAUGUAAACCAAGUUGUUGAUCAUCAGCAGUUUUUAGAUUGUUGUUUUAGAGAAUACAUUCUUCAGAUUUGUCGGCCACCACAUUCCCAAAGACUUAAUUCCCCAUGUUUUCUUCUUCAUUAUUUCUUAUCAGUGUCAACCCAAAUGAUUGUCAAUCAACUGAGUACAGAAGCUGGCAAGAAGGAAGAUCUUGUCUGAAAUUAACGCUUAUUUUAAUGUGAAAUGUUAACUAAAAUAACUGUAACAUUAAAAUAAUGAAAAAGAUAUUUGUCACCAUCAUAGAGAAUAUAGCAGUAACUUCACAUUUUAGAGCUCAUAUCUAGUGUAGAAUUGCAAUCUGUCACACACAACCCACCACAUUAAGUCUGUGAGGUAUUAUCUGGCUUUGGCUAUAUAAUAUGAAUGACAAUGAAAUCAAAUGUCAGUGUGGUUAUUUGGAAUAGUCUACCCACUGUUUUUGUCAUGUUGUGCUUCUCUGUGAGCUCAGGGAUCAUGUCUAAUUUUUUCACCAGUUACAUGCCACAUAUACUGUAAAUGCAUGCAGUUACUGUACCUCCUACACCUUAUUAACCACACUACAGGUCGUUAAAAGGAAAGCAAAAAUAAGAAAAAACACUGUCUUAAUCUAACCUUUAAGUCUACAGAUUCAAUCAAAUGCCACUGUAUUUUACUUUGAGUUCUGGAAAGGAAAUAAAAUUUGUCCAACUGUAUUUUGAUCUGUGUGCCAAUCAGUAUUUACAUCCACAUCUUUUUGAUAGAACAUGAAGUGCUGCAUUACUCUUUGGAGAAAAUACGAGAUUUACAGUAUGUUGUGACCUAACUCAA
Ictalurus punctatus (channel catfish) is the source of this 3684-nucleotide messenger RNA. It is a transcript of the gene adgra1a, whose product is annotated as adhesion G protein-coupled receptor A1a. Bases 73 to 1905 code for a protein of 610 amino acids. Gene Ontology annotation, cellular component: glutamatergic synapse; postsynaptic density; plasma membrane. NCBI's taxonomy places the organism in Eukaryota, Metazoa, Chordata, Actinopteri, Siluriformes, Ictaluridae. Gene Ontology annotation, molecular function: G protein-coupled receptor activity. Gene Ontology annotation, biological process: G protein-coupled receptor signaling pathway; cell surface receptor signaling pathway. The record is from RefSeq and is a predicted model, not a curated record. The transcript is spliced from 5 exons.